UCGGUGCUCGGUGCGGAUCGUGCGUUUCGCCCCGUGUUUAGUCUGUCGAGCCGGAGUUGGAAAGUUCUCGGAGUACGACGCGCGAACGAGGGAAUCGCGUCGAUUUCAGCGCGUUAUCGUCGCGAGGUGCCCGCGCGUGAACGCCGCUGACUCGCGCGGCGCUCGUAAUCGGAGCGUACGCGUCCCGUUGCCCGUCGAAUUGGCGAUCGAAGCACCGGAAACACGGAUUGGAUUAAUCCGGGCGCGCUGAAACGGCGUCGCGUCGAUCGGAAUGUGCGUCGCGUCGCCCGUUCGUGUCGCCGCGAUGUGUCUCGAGUCCGUGAUCGUCACGCGGGGCGCAGCGGCCGUUCGCGAUCGACCGUGCCGCUCUUUCGCGCGAAUAAUUGCGGCGGAAAUGUGGUGAGCGGCGAGUGUCCCGGAGGAGCGGAGCGGCCUGUGCGCGACGAGGAGACGGCGAGCCGACCUGAGGACUUGGAACCUCGCGAGGAUGCGGGACCGGCUCUCGUGGUACAUGGUCUUCUUGAUUCUGCCGACAAUCCUCUUGGCCAGGUCGCUCGAUAAAGAUCGACGCGUGCCCUACAACAUCCCGUCGGAUUGGAAGGCCCUUUGGUUCAGCAAUCUCGACGAGCUGCAGAGAGUGAACGAGGCGAACGACAACAACACCGUCUCUAACGUCACGGUGCAAUUGGGCGGCACCGCCUUUCUGCACUGCAAAGUUCGCAAUUUGGCGGAGAGGACCGUUUCCGAUGCCGAGAUAUCGUGGAUCCGGCGACGUGACUUUCACGUUUUAACAAGCUCCAUGUUCACAUACACGAACGACGAGCGAUUUCAAGUACUGCAUCCCGAGGGCUCGGACGAUUGGACCCUUCAAAUAAAAUACGUCCAAGAAAGAGACAAUGGGACGUACGAGUGUCAGGUCUCGAGAAGUGCAGGGAUACUGUCACACUUCGUCAAUCUAAAUAUAGUGAUACCAGAGGCGUUUAUAUUAGGAAGCGACGAGCAUCACGUCGACGUAGGAUCUAUCAUAAAUCUCGUGUGCAUAAUAGAGAAGAGCCCGACGCCGCCGCAAUACGUGUUCUGGUAUCACAAUAACCGGAUGAUAAACUACGACACCACGCGCGGCAGCGUGACCGUACAAACCGAUCCAGGACCAACUCAGAGCCGGCUGACGAUUCGCCAGGCAGUGGAGACGGACACGGGCAAUUACACGUGCAGCGCCUCCAACACCAAGCCGGCAUCGAUCUUCGUCUUCGUCACCGAAGGUGACAAGAUGGCAGCGAUACAGCGCCGCAAGACGUCGGCAGCGAAGAGGAAUCUAGCGGGCGUGCUGGCACCGGCGCUACUCGUCGUGGCGGGCGUCGUUUUGGCGCGAUAAGCGUUUCACUUCGAAAUGUCCAUAACUAUUACGUCAUUACUUCCGUUUGUGAUAGAUAGGAUAUUACCCUCCCUC
Molecule: messenger RNA, 1450 nt
Organism: Vollenhovia emeryi
Lineage: Eukaryota; Metazoa; Arthropoda; Insecta; Hymenoptera; Formicidae
Gene: dpr12
Product: hemicentin-2
Exons: 7
Coding region: 488-1375 (295 amino acids)
Biological process (GO): synapse organization
Cellular component (GO): neuron projection membrane
Source: RefSeq, a predicted model, not a curated record